Drosophila hydei is the source of this 1530-nucleotide messenger RNA. RefSeq names its product transmembrane protein 39A. NCBI's taxonomy places the organism in Eukaryota, Metazoa, Arthropoda, Insecta, Diptera, Drosophilidae. Bases 115 to 1392 code for a protein of 425 amino acids. The record is from RefSeq and is a predicted model, not a curated record. The transcript is spliced from 4 exons. Gene Ontology annotation, cellular component: membrane.
ACAGCUGACAAAAAUCUAUCGAUAUUUUCAACAGCAUUUAUUGUUUUCGGUGCAAACGACUCCGGCAAUUUGUUUAAAUGUAGCCCCAUUCGGUUUGAGAACCUCUAAAAUAGAAUGGGUUAUGACGAACGCAGCGAUGGCAGCAGCUCUAGCGAUGCUCAGGAUUGUUUUCAGCGCAGUAUGUCAACAAAAAUGGGCACACAGCAGGUGACUAUGCCUAAGCAUAUUCCUUUUCCGGAGCACGCAACUACAUCGGAAUGGCUAAGUGAGCUUAUAAUGUGCGCCUUUACAAUGGGCGCAGCUAUUGUACAAUUUAUAAACAUUUAUCGCACUAAUUGGUGGUUGCCACAGUUCCAAACACGUCACAUGGUGAACAUUGAACUAAUCGAUCCGUAUUUACGUUAUCUUAUACUCAUUCUAAAUACACGAAGAUUUCUUUAUUGCAUGCUGUUGGCCAAAUGGAAAAACAAUGGCUGUCGCAUAGUCCAGUUGAGCAUUAAAUAUGGCUUCGGUGUUAUUGUUCAGAUAGGUCUGUGCUAUUGCGCUUUCAGGCUCUAUCAGACACACACCUACAUGUUGCUCUUCUAUUUGAGUUAUCCAGUGGUGGUAUAUCUCAUAAUUUUUGGCUUUCAAUUGGAACCGUUUCUGCGCACUCGUUUCGAGGUACCGGGCGUUUAUAUCAACGAUCUGCCCGUACAUAGCUGCACUACGAAUGCAGCACAAAUACGUGACGAAAUUGAAACGCUGCGUCAUGAUUUCAACAAACGUUUCAAGCAAUUGAUUUUCACCUGCAUGCUGAAUGCAUAUCUAGUGCUUAUUCCCUGUCUUUUGUCAUUGAGUGUGCAAUAUAAUGUUAUGCGUGCUGCUCAGCAUUGCAUUAUCGUUUGCCUGGGCGCCUUUAGCUUGUCAGCUGUUUUCCAAUAUCCGGCCAAGUACAGCGAUACUCUGCAUCGUGCCACUUUGCACUUAGGCAGCUGGCAGCGCAUGGAUCGAGAUCCACUGGCAGCGCCCUCGCAGCUUAUUGUAGCAGCCAACGCACAGAGCUGGUCAAAGUACACUGUCUACGGGCAUGGUACGGUGGUAAAGCACAAUGGAGCGCUCUAUCGGAGUCACGGCCUGGUCACUGUUGCCACUCCCGGCAAUGCCAGCCAUCUCCGUUUCUAUAAACUGUUCCACAAUCCCACUGUCAUUUACUCCACUUUAGCUACUUUGCAGGCAGCAGUGCUCCUAGUGGAGAUUGCUUCACUAAGCGCGGCCAGCAUUGAAUGGCAUUUUGUACUAUCCAUUAGCUUUGUAGCUUUUACUAGCAUGGUCGCCUUCUUUAAACUGGUACGAGAUUACUUGAUUACCAAGCAUUUGUACAAAGCAGAGUGCUCCACCAUUUACAAUUAAGUUAGCUAAGAGCGUGUUCAUGUCAAAAAAUGACAUAUGCUAGGUCUUUAAAUAUAUGGAACAGCUUAAGUUCUUUCCUCUUUUUUCUUAUUAAUUUAAGGUCAAUAUGAAAAUCUUUUAAUUUAAGCCAAUGAUGAA